This is a messenger RNA of Phalaenopsis equestris, 1715 nucleotides long. RefSeq names its product pentatricopeptide repeat-containing protein At4g21190. Gene Ontology annotation, molecular function: DNA topoisomerase type II (double strand cut, ATP-hydrolyzing) activity; ATP binding; protein binding. The transcript has 8 exons. The record is from RefSeq and is a predicted model, not a curated record. Gene Ontology annotation, biological process: DNA topological change. Bases 143 to 1405 code for a protein of 420 amino acids. Lineage: Eukaryota; Viridiplantae; Streptophyta; Magnoliopsida; Asparagales; Orchidaceae.
AAUUUUUAUUUUUUAUUCGGUACGGUGCAGCCUCCGAUAAAGCUUUUGGGAGAAGAAUUUUGUCGCCGAAAGUAUCGCAAACCACGGACGGAUGCUGCGUACGGGAGGAGAAACCUAGUUUUCUUUCCCCUUUGCAUUGGUAAUGGCCCUCUCCUCUGAGCUCCGCCUGACUUCCUUCUUUCUCGUGCAUUUCCGGCCCCUCUUCUCCGCUCUUGGACAUUGUCCCCGCAGCGGCUUCUUGGAGCUUCAAUUUCUCUCGACCGGGCACCCUAGGCGGAGGGAUAAAGAAGACACGAGGGAGCGGAAAGUGGAGGAGGAAGGGAGCAACGGGACGGUGUUGAUUAAUGAUGGCAGCGACCGUGGUAGUUGGAAUGGUAAGAUCGUUACGACAGAGUUGCUUAAGGAGGCGAAGGAGGCCUACAUGGCGUCGGCGAUGUCCGUGCUUCUCAGCCGAGCCCUCCCGGACGUGCGGGAUGGGCUCAAGCCGGUGCACCGCAGGAUACUGAAGUGGAGGGAGGCUUCUAUGCUGGGCGCAAGCUACUGUCAUAGUCAUUAUUCCACCACAGCUGCAGAUACUCGAGCUAGUUAUUCUCUUAAUGGCCUGAUUUCACAUGGUCGAGUACAGAAAGCCCACAAGUCAAAGCCAGACUAUCAAGCAGUUGAUGAAAUCCCACAAGAUAAUACAGUGUCAGUUCAUGUACAAUCUGCAGGGAAACGUAUUUCAGCGGAGGACAAGAAAAGGUUGCUUGUCAACACACUUCUUGACUUGAAAGAUUCAAAGGAAAUUGUUUAUGGGACUCUUGAUGCUUGGGUUGCUUGGGAGCAAAAUUUUCCUUUGGCCAUGCUAAAAAGAGCAUUGCUUGUUCUUGAGAAAGGAGAACAGUGGCAUCGAAUUGUUCAGGUUUUAAAAUGGAUGUUAAGUAAAGGUCAAGGAACUACAAUGGGCACAUAUGAGCAGUUAAUUUGUGCUCUAGAAAAAGAUAAUAGGCCUGAAGAAGCUCACACUAUUUGGGUAAAGAAGAUCAGCUAUGAUCUGCAUUCAGUGCCUUGGCGGUUUUGUGAUCUUAUGCUAUCAAUUUAUUAUCGCAAUAACAUGCUAGAGAGGCUUGUAAAGCUUUUUGAGGAUAUUGAGUCAUAUGGCCGUAAACCGCCAAGCAAAUCUAUCGUGCGAAAAGUUGUAGAUGCCUAUGAAUUAUUGGGCUUAUUAGAAGAAAAGAAUAGAGUACUGCAAAAAUAUGAUGACUUAUGUAACAGUUCAAGAGAAUCUCCGAAGAAAUUGCGCAAGUUCUCAAAGAGGGGUAUUGCAGCAGAUGGAGGGAGGAGGGACAAAGAUAACGUAUAUUCUCAAAGGCUUAGAUAUAAGGAGCGCGUCUACAGAGUGACUCAUUAUACUAAUUACAGCUAAAGUUUAUACAGCUCAAGCGCACUAUCACGCUCAAGCUCAUGAUUAUUGAUGAUAUAAAGAGGCCUUUCUUUAAUUGGAAAAAAAAAAGUCUAGAGGAUGUUGGGGCCGCAGCUUCCUAUUGUUUUAAUUAAUAUAAGUGAUUAUAAGGUCAAAUGUAGAUUAUAUUUUGGUAUUUUUGUAUAAAAAACACGAGUGAUAAAUUUGAUGAGAUGUUAUUAUAAAGAAGAAUGAAUAAACUUUGUGAUGCAGCACUAGGAUGUCAAAUUAAUCUCUCGCUGUUCAAGCAUGAUCUAGGCAACCAUAAUUUAGA